Molecule: messenger RNA, 2376 nt
Organism: Gymnodraco acuticeps
Lineage: Eukaryota; Metazoa; Chordata; Actinopteri; Perciformes; Bathydraconidae
Gene: arap3
Product: ArfGAP with RhoGAP domain, ankyrin repeat and PH domain 3
Biological process (GO): positive regulation of GTPase activity; signal transduction
Molecular function (GO): protein binding; GTPase activator activity; phosphatidylinositol-3,4,5-trisphosphate binding
Source: RefSeq, a predicted model, not a curated record
AACUAUGUUUUCCAGAAGCGCUAUGUGAAGUUUGACGGCAGACACCUGAUGUACUUUGGCAGUGAGAAGGACGUUUACCCAAAAGGAGUCAUCCCAUUGGCUGCCAUUCAGAUUGCCCGCCCAACCAAAGACCACAAAUUUGAAAUUGUGACAAGUCAUCGAAUCUUUGUUUUCAGGACUGACAAUGAAGUGCUGCGGCGCCGCUGGCUGGUCACUCUGCAGGAACACGUCAGAGAUCAGAUGGUUUUCGGCCAGCGGACUUUCGGCCCCGGAGCUCAGUGUCAGAAACACGGGGCCCUCGAGCUGAAGGGCCACAAAAACAGAGUGUUCGCCGCCAUCAACACCGAGCAGAUCUGGAUCUACAAGAGCGAGCAGUGUUUUCUUAACGGGAUCGGCAUCACGGUGAUUGAAGCUCGAGGAUCGACGAUCAGAGACGGAAAACACAAGAGCUUCGACCUCAUCACCCCGUACAAAACCUUCAGCUUCACGGCGGAGUGUGAGCGGGAGAAGCGCGUCUGGAUGGAGGCGCUGCAGGACGCCAUCGCCGAGACGCUGUCGGACUACGAGGUGGCAGAGAAGAUCUGGUCGAACCGCUCCAACAGGACGUGUGCCGACUGCCGGGCGCUGAACCCGGACUGGGCCUCCAUCAACCUGAGCGUCGUCAUCUGCAAGAACUGCGCCGGGCAGCACAGAGGUCUGGGGACGAUGGUGUCAAAGGUUCAGAGUCUGAAGCUGGACACGAGCGUGUGGAGCAACGAGAUCGUCCAGCUGUUCAUCAUGCUCGGUAACGACCGUGCUAAUGAUUUCUGGGCGGCCCGCCUGCCAGUGGGGGAGGAGCUGGACUGCGACGCCCCCCCCGACCAGAGGAGGGAGUUCAUCGUUCAGAAGUACAGAGAGGGCAGAUACCGCCGGCCCCACCCGGCCUUCAGCACCCAGCCGGAGCUGCUCAAGGUCCUGUGCUCAGCAGUCUCUGAACAGACUCUCCUGAAGACUGUAACUCGUAUCUUCUCGGAGGCCGAGGCCGAAAACCAGGACCAACGACCGCUGCCUCAACCAGACCUCAGUGUGUAUGAUGAGAUCAUGCAGCCCGUCCUUCACUCUGGAUUCCUCUAUAAAUCCGUCCACCGGGGGACGCUGUCCCGCAGAACCAGAGAAGACUUCCAGAGGUUCUGGUGCUCGGUGGGCGACUCGGUGCUGCUGUACGAGUCGGACCGGGCCCCUGAAGCCUGCCUGCAGAUCAGCGUCAGAGACAUCGUGUGUUUGGGGGUCAGCCGCCCCGACGCGUCCAACAACAACGGCUUCAUCGACAGGUUCAGGUUCACCUUCGAGAUGUGUCUGUCUUCAGAGAAACUCCUGCAGUUCGGCUUGGAGACGGCCGACGCUCUGCACAGCUGGACCAGGUCCAUCGGGAAGGCUUUGUCCCCCCUGAGCGUCCACUGUCUUCUGUCCCGGGAGUUUGAGCGUGUCGGGGUCCUGCGGUACCGGAACAUGUUGGACGCCCAGCAGUGGAGGGACGCCUUCUUCGUCCUCCAGAAGACAAACCUGUUCAUCUGUCCCCGAAGGGACGGAGCGGCCGAGGACAUCAUCAACCUGAAGCGCCUGCAGGAGCUCAGCAUCGCCUCGGAGACGGAGAACCAGGAGAAGAAGGACAUCCUGGUGCUGGUGGAGAGGGGGAGGACGCUCCACCUGCAGGGCGUCGGGCGCUCAGACUUCUCUCUCUGGUUCUCGGACAUCCAGCGGGCUGCGGGCGGGGAAGGGAACGCGCUGAGGGAGCAGCAGCUGAGCAGGAACGACAUCCCCAUCAUCGUGGACAGCUGCCUGGCCUUCAUCACGCAGUACGGGCUGGGUCACGAGGGGAUCUACAGGAAGAACGGCUCCAGGACCAGAAUCAAACUCCUGAUGGACGAGUUCCGGAAAGACGCCCGAAACGUGAAGCUGCGCAUCGGAGACCACUUCAUCGAGGACGUCACGGACGUCCUGAAGAGGUUUUUCAGGGAGGUGGACGACCCCGUCUUCAUGGCCGACCUCCACCCGCUGUGGCAGGACGCCGCCAGAAUUCCCCAGAAGAGAGCGAGGCUGGACUGCUACAAGGAGAUCAUCCGGACCCUGCCCCGGGUCAACAGGACCACCCUGGCUGCGCUCAUCAGUCACCUGUACAGGGUCCAGAAGUGUGCCGAUCUGAACCAGAUGUGCACCAAGAACCUGUCGCUGCUGUUCGCCCCCAGCCUGUUCCAGACCCACGGGAAGGGCGAGCACGAGGUGAAGAUCGUGGAGGAUCUGAUCGACAACUACCUGCACGUCUUCGAUAUCGACGAGGAGCAUCAGACGCAAAUCGAGCUGGAGGUCAGCCUCAUCACCACCUGGAAGGACACGCAG